This is a messenger RNA of Setaria italica (foxtail millet), 2319 nucleotides long. RefSeq names its product zinc finger BED domain-containing protein RICESLEEPER 2-like. The record is from RefSeq and is a predicted model, not a curated record. The coding region runs from base 1 to 2319 and encodes 772 amino acids. The transcript is spliced from 3 exons. NCBI's taxonomy places the organism in Eukaryota, Viridiplantae, Streptophyta, Magnoliopsida, Poales, Poaceae. Gene Ontology annotation, molecular function: DNA binding; protein dimerization activity.
AUGCCUGAACCAGAGGAUAAUAUGGAUUCAGUGGGCAUUGGCAUUCAAUUUGACAGUCAGGAUGAUGAGGCAAUGGUAAUGGUGCCAAUGUCAGUAGAUGAACAAGAACAACCAUCACUUGAGACUCAGGAGCAAGGCAAAACCGAAGGAACUAAAAAAGUGGUCAUUGAUGUGGAUGAGAAGGAAACUGAAAAACCUCAGAGAAAGGAGUUGGCAUCAAGGUCUGAGAUGUGGCAAUAUUUUAUCAAGAUCAAGGAUGACAAAGGAAUUUUGAAGGCUGGAAGGUGCAAAUAUUGCCACCGUGAGAUCAAGGCUGACACAAGGGGACAUGGAACAUCUGCAUUGAAGAAACACUUUGGUACAUGCAAACGCAAUCCUCAUGUUUUCAACAAGGAUCCAAAGCAAGGCACCUUGCAAGCAUGUCGGGGGGAAGCACCGGCCACUUGGAGGUUUGAUCAAGAAGCACUUAGAGAAGCCUUUGCUGAGAUGGUAAUAGAAGAUGAGCAACCCUUUUGUUUUGGUGAGAAGGCUGGCUUUAGGAAAUUUAUGUCCAAAGCAUGUCCCCGAUUCCAAUUACCAUCUAGAAGAACUUGCACAAGGGAUAUUGUACAACAUUACUUUGAAGAGAAAGCUAAACUGAAGAAGUUCUUCAAAGAUUCUUGUCAGAGAGUGUGCCUCACAACAGAUUGUUGGACUUCUCAGGUUCAAGAUGGAUAUAUGACUGUUACAGCAACUUUCAUUGAUGAAAACUGGAAUCUGCAUAAGAAAGUGAUUAGUUUUUUUAUGGUAAAGGGUCAUAAGGGGGAGGAUAUUGGGAAGAACUUGACGAGAUGCUUAGCUGAUUGGGGUUUGGAUAGAGUAAUGACUGUAACAGUGGAUAAUGCAAGUGCCAAUGACUGUGGUGUUGAUUACUUGAGGAGGCAGAUGCAGAAAACCAACAUUGCCAAGGGCAAGUUUUUGCAUAUGAGGUGUGUAGCCCACAUUGUGAAUCUUAUUGUAAGAGAUGGAUUGCAAGAAGUGGAUCUCUCUAUUAAACGUGUUAGGGCUGCUGUUAGAUAUAUUAAAAAUGGAACUUCAAGAUUGGUCAAGUUUAAAGAAAUUGCUGAGGAAGAGAAAGUGGACAGCAAAGCUUUUCUCAAACUUGAUGUUCCAACAAGAUGGAAUUCCACAUAUUUGAUGUUGAAGGCUGCAAUUGUGUAUGAGAAAGUGUUCUUAAAGUUAGCUGAAGAUGACACUAAUUAUGCUAUUGAUCUGUCUGAAGAAAGGGAUGGUUUUGGGCAUCCUGAUGAAGAUGAUUGGGAUAAUGCAAAGAAGAUGGCACAAUUUCUACAACAUUUCCAUGACCUUACUGUUCGUAUCUCUUCUUCUCUCCAAGUCACUUGCAACACUUUCUUUCAUGAGAUUGGAGAAGUCCAUCUGUUGAUUCAGGAAUGGCUGAACAGUGAAGAUAAUUUACAAGUAUUAAUGGGGAUGAGAAUGAAAGAGAAAUUUGAUAAAUACUGGGGACUUUGGCACACCAACAGCAAGGAUAAUGACAGGCAGCAACAAGAGCAAGAUAGGGAUAAAGGGCGGAGCAAGGGCAGGGGGAAGGAGAAAGACAGGGAGAACAUCAAUUUAUUAGUAUUUGUGGCAGCAUUCCUUGAUCCAAGGUACAAGUUAUCUUUGUACACAAAGAUUAGCGUUGAAGAGAUAUUUGGUGAAGAAAGAUGUCAAUUGGUUUGGGCAGCAAUAAAUACUUGUGUGAGAGAGCUGUUCGAAGAAUACAGGAACAUGUAUGCUCCUCCAAGUGAAGAAACAACUCAAGUAAUUGAUGCUAAUCAAUCUAAGGGAGGUGCAGGAGGAAUGCUUAAAGAAAAAAUUGCCAAGAGGAUGAAACUGAGCAAUUGUUCUACCAGCACCAAUAAAUCUGAACUUGAGAAAUAUCUUGCUGAAGAAACUGAAGACACAGAAAAGAAAAUGGACAUUCUUAGUUGGUGGAAAGUCAAUUCAAAUAGGUUUCCAGUUUUGAGUCACAUGGCACGUGAUGUGCUUGCUAUACCCAUCACAACAGUAGCAUCAGAGUCCGCUUUUAGCACGGGUGGACGUAUCUUGGAUGACUUCCGUACCUCUCUUACUCCAUUCAUGCUAGAGGCUUUAGUAUGUACGCAGGAUUGGCUUCGAAGGCCUACUGUUGACAUGAGGGAGAGUACGGAGGAAUUGGCCAUUAUAGAAAAAGAGUGGAUAGAAGAAUUUGGCGGCAAAGGGAAAAAGCUUGAGCAGCCUUCUGUUGGCACAUGCACAUCCAGUUCAAAUUUUGUGAUGUUUGCUGACUUCCUGUAA